Amoebophrya sp. A25 is the source of this 631-nucleotide messenger RNA. NCBI's taxonomy places the organism in Eukaryota, Dinophyceae, Syndiniales, Amoebophryaceae. The record is from the annotation of a GenBank genome assembly.
AUGUUAAAGUUGAUGUUUUUGCUUCUUCCAUUGUUUUCACAGCAUGUCGCAUACUGUAUAAGUACACUUGAUUUCGUUUUCGAUCCAUCUCAACAAAAGCGGGGAGUAUUAUGUUGUAGAUGCUGAAAAUAUCUUGGAAGGUCGCGGCUUACACAAAUUCAAACUGUACUACUACUACGAAUACCCAUCACAUUUGUGUUGCAUAAAAAAGAGUAGAUAAGAGCCAAUGUCAAAAAUUAAAAUGUAUAGAUACCUUUCAACAUUUCAUCUGAAUAGCUAAAUAAAUUAGAUACUGAAAUUCACGGCCGAUUACGAUGCAUGUGAAGAGUUCGGAGGCCAUAGCCGUUGCGUUUUACGUUUACCAAUGUGUCCAUACAAUAUACCAUUUCCAAUGUUGCCAGCAGUAAUCAAAAAAUAGCAGAUAAGCAAAACGAAGUGUGAAUCAAUUCGGAAAAUGAAGCUGAGGGGAACCACUUCGCAUUGAGAUUGACGACUCACUCAUUUGAAAAAUUUUUCGAAAUGCUUCCUCCAUUAUGUCAUUGAUUGUUUCUGUCAAUAUUUUGGUGGGUACAAAAAGAAGUCACUGUAUCUGUGUCCGAAAGAAAAUGCUGUUGAGAAGCAACCACCAGCG